AUGUUGGAUUCAGAGCGUCGUUUCAGAUCACACAGCCAACGUCCUGUUCAAGCCAGCGGCGAUCAGACUGGCUCAUCUUUGUUCGGGAGAACCAAGUUCAGAGUUGGAUAUCCGACGAAUCUAUUGAUCUCGAGUGGACCCGACAAGGAUGAAGAUGAGACUGUGUGCAUUGGCAGGUUUGAGCAGUGGGCUUACGAGGCACUCCAGCUUCCAGAAAAAGACACGUUAUGGCACACACAGAUGGCCAUUGUUUAUACGCAGCAGAAGUGCACGAAAGAUGCCAUCGAACGCUCUAAGCUAGCUUUGAAUAUGGAUCCUAACAUUUAG
This is a messenger RNA of Penicillium longicatenatum, 327 nucleotides long. RefSeq lists its product as uncharacterized. NCBI's taxonomy places the organism in Eukaryota, Fungi, Ascomycota, Eurotiomycetes, Eurotiales, Aspergillaceae. The transcript is spliced from 2 exons. Bases 1 to 327 code for a protein of 108 amino acids. The record is from RefSeq and is a predicted model, not a curated record.